Molecule: messenger RNA, 432 nt
Organism: Paracoccidioides lutzii Pb01
Exons: 1
Coding region: 1-432 (143 amino acids)
Source: RefSeq, a predicted model, not a curated record
AUGGAUCCUCUGAGACCAGUAAUCGCAAAACAUUUUUCGGGCUACUUGGGUGUUUGGGCGGGAAUUCCGGUCAUUUGUAUGGGUGAUGCAAGCGGAUGCAGUGGAAAUACCCAGGAUCCUGACGGCAUGCUGUCCCUAAACGAAUUUCCUGACAUAGUUCCCCUCCUCACCAGAUUCUGUAGCACAUCCCGGAGUUUGGAUGCCAAGUCAAAGACGAAAACGAUAACCGCCACACCAGGCCAAUGUUCAGAGAUGUCGACCGAGACGAUCUUCCACAAAAUUGUUGAAAAUAAUGAUAGGAAUGAGGCCCAAGGUUUCUUUUUAAAUUUACAGAGUCGCCAUCCGCCACCAGAUUCACCCUAUGUUCAUGGGUUGGACUUUAAAAAAUUAGGGCCCCUUCAACGAUCUACCAAUAUUUCCAUCGAUCAUUGA